Dromiciops gliroides (monito del monte) is the source of this 1047-nucleotide messenger RNA. RefSeq names its product haloacid dehalogenase like hydrolase domain containing 3 (gene HDHD3). The transcript is spliced from 2 exons. Bases 122 to 868 code for a protein of 248 amino acids. Lineage: Eukaryota; Metazoa; Chordata; Mammalia; Microbiotheria; Microbiotheriidae. The record is from RefSeq and is a predicted model, not a curated record.
CGAUGCUUCCCGCCCUCUGCCGAGGUUAGGGGUCCAGGCUGCGCCCCGCCUCCCGGGAGCCGCGCCUGCGCGCUGCUUGUCCCGGCUGUGCGUCCUGCUCCCCAAGCGGAAUUCUAGGUCAAUGGCCCCUAGGCUGCAGCUGCUGACAUGGGACGUGAAAGACACAUUGCUUCGACUCCGCCAUCCAGUGGGGGAAGGAUAUGCUGCCCAGGCUCAGGCCCAUGGGCUAAAGGUGGAGGCAGCAGCCCUUGGAUCAGCCUUCCAUCAAGCAUACAAGGCCCAGAACCAGAAGUUCCCUAACUAUGGGCUAAGCCAAGGCCUCACCUCCCGACAAUGGUGGCUGGAUGUUGUCCUACAGACGUUCCACCUGGCAGGAGUACAGAACUCCAAAGUCCUUGAACCCAUCGCCAACAAACUCUACAAGGACUUCAGCAGUGCUGAAAACUGGCAGAUGCUGGAAGGGGCUGAAUCCACUCUGCAGCAGUGCCGUGAACGGGGACUGCGACUAGGUGUCGUUUCCAACUUUGACAGGAGGCUAGAAGAUAUCCUGGCUCAGUGUGGUCUCCGGAAGCACUUCGAUUUCAUACUGACAUCUGAGGCCGCUGGCUGUGCCAAACCUGACCCCAAAAUCUUCCAACAGGCCCUGCAACUUGCUGAUAUAGAGCCAAGCCAGGCAGCCCACAUCGGGGACCAUUACCUGAAUGAUUACCAGGCACCCCGGAAGGUGGGCAUGCACAGCUUCCUGCUGAUGAGUACCAAAACCCAGGACCCCUUUCCAAGAACUGUUUCAAAGGAACACAUCCUGCCUUCCCUCCCCCACCUUCUGGUUGCCCUCAACCACCUGGAAAGCUCAGACCCAAAGCACUGAAGAUUGUUGGGGAAGGUGAGAUGGUAAAACCCGUGCAAGCUGAACCUGCCCAGUGGGAUGAGGCAAUGGAAAUCCCAGGCAGCUGCGCCUAUUGUUGGAGACAUGUAGCUCCUUCUUCUCACAAGAGCAGCAUUCAGAGCCCCUUCUUAUGCUAUCAUAAAGUCAAUGACCAUGGUUAA